Molecule: messenger RNA, 1399 nt
Organism: Phragmites australis (common reed)
Lineage: Eukaryota; Viridiplantae; Streptophyta; Magnoliopsida; Poales; Poaceae
Product: E3 ubiquitin-protein ligase EL5-like
Exons: 1
Coding region: 366-1187 (273 amino acids)
Biological process (GO): protein ubiquitination
Source: RefSeq, a predicted model, not a curated record
ACCGUCGCCGUCCUCGCUUUCCCUCCCCAGUUCGCUCACCUUCCCCUCCAAACCCGAGUCUAAGCAAAUCCUCUCCCGGUCUCGCCCCUCUGGCCGGCCCUCUCUUGAGUCUUAUCCUCGCCAUUCCCGCGCCGCCCUCGUAUAAGUAGCGCGCGCUCCGUCGCGCUAAUCAUUCGAAUUCCCACCACCCAACACGACACGAGCGGGCGCUUAGAUAUAUGUCUCCAAGAGCUUCGCAGCACGAACGCCGAGGAGCUUGCGAGGACAGGGGCAGGAAGAGGGGUGCACCAAGAACGGCUGUUGUUGGUCGCGUAAGGGAGGAGCAAACGGUUCUUUGAAGGGAAGGGAAGGAGGGUGGUUGAUCGAUGGCGGUGACGGCGACGACGGUCGCGGCGGCGACAACGAUGCUGGCGGCGGUCGCGACGAUCUUCCUCACCUUCGUGCUCUGCUUCUACAUCUUCCUCUGCGCCAAGCAGUACCGCGGCGGGGCGCCGGCGGGGCAAGGCGUGGCGGCGUUGCUGCGCUUCAUGUUCGGCGGCGGGGGAGGCGGGGGAGGAAGGGGAGAGGACGGCGCCGCCGCGUGGUGCUACGAGGGGGGACUGGACGAGAAAACCAUGGCGAAGCUGCCACGCAGGGAGGUGGGCAAGGGCGAGGCCCUGGACUGCGCCGUCUGCAUCACGGUGCUCGUGGCGGGGGAGACGGCGCGCGUGCUGCCGCGGUGCGGCCACGCGUUCCACGUCGACUGCAUCGACAUGUGGCUCCGGUCGCACUCCACCUGCCCGCUCUGCCGGUGCCCCGCCGUCGACGAGCCGCCCGUGCCACCCGUGCCGUCCCCCGUUCCCACGCCGGAGGCCGACCCGGAGUCCCCAAACUUCCCCACGAACGUGCUCUUCUUCGGCUCCCAGGACGAGGUGAGCACCGGUCGCGCGCAACAGCAGUCGCCAGCCAUGGCGACACCGCUAUCGGCGCCUCCUCCAUCGCAAGGGCAUGUCGCCGCCGUCGUUGAGGAGGCGCGGGCCCCUGGACUGCGGAGGCUGCUUGGGUGUGGCGGCGCAUCGCCGCCCCCGCAGCCGCUGCAUCAUCAUCAUCAUCACUACCAGGACGCGGACAGGGACAUCGAGAUGGGGCUCGCCGCCGGCGAGAGUAGCGCGUCGCGGCCGGUGAAGCCACCACAGCCCGGUUCUUGAGGCUGUGGAACUCGCUUCUCUCGUGCCGUUUCCUUGUGUGACAUGACAAGUCAUGCGAGUGUCUCGGUUAUUUCUGCUCAUCGCGUUUGUACUUUCCUAUAGAGAGAGCUGAAAAAAAAUGUACAGAUUCUUAUAGCCGUUUGAUGUUAAGGAAAAAUGGAUAGAACAUGAACUGGGUGACAAAGGGAAAGCAAAUUUGAAAGGUCUGGAUA